Messenger RNA from Cetraspora pellucida, 306 nucleotides. NCBI's taxonomy places the organism in Eukaryota, Fungi, Glomeromycota, Glomeromycetes, Diversisporales, Gigasporaceae. The record is from the annotation of a GenBank genome assembly.
AUGUUAGAUUAUCAAGAUUAUCAUAAUAAGACACGUGAAAAUGCGAAUGCUCCAAAACUUGUCUAUAAGUGUUUGGGUGCACCCGUAUUAGCCGAAACUCAAUGGCGAAAGCCGGUAUGUGGCCUUGCUGAAAAAACGCAAGGAAUCGAUAGAAAAUCGAAUGUUAAUCAUAGCAUGGACGACAGUUAUUUCGGCAGACUACUUCUCUCGGCUAUCAGAAAUAUUAAGCUGAAUGCCACUAUAAAUAAUCGUUCUGGUUAUAAAUCUAAUCCAUUCUAUUUCAUCGAUUCCAGAGCGCCACAUUAG